AUGUCGGGUCAAGGGUCAGGGUCUGUAGGAUCAGGGACUGUGGGGUCAGGGUCUGUCGGGGUCAGGGUCUGUGGGGUCAGGGGUCAGGGUUGUAGGGUAGGGGUCUGUGGGUCAGGGGUCUGUAGGACCAGGGCGAGGGAUCAGGGUCUUGUGGGGUCCGGGUCAGUUGGGGUCAGGGUCUUGGGGUCAGGGGUCAGGGUCUGUAGGGUCGGGUUGUGGGGUCAGGGUUUGUGGGUUCAGGGUCGUGGGGUCAGGGUCUGGUGGGGUCAGGGUCUGUGGGGUCAGGGGUCAGGGUCAGGGUCUGUGGGUCAGGGUCUGUGGGUCAGGGUCUGUAGGGAUCAGGGUCUGUGGGAUCAGGGUCUGUGGGGUCAGGGUCUGUGGGAAUCAGGGUCGACCCUGACCCCACAGACCCUGACCCCACAGACCCUGACCCCACAGACCCUGCCCCACAGACCCUUGACCUACAGGCCCCUGACCCCUGACCCCACAGACCCUGACCCCACGGACCAUGACCCCACAGGACCCCUGAUCACAGACCCUGAACUACAGACCCAGACCCCACAGACCCCUGACUCCUCCAGACCCUGA
Molecule: messenger RNA, 588 nt
Organism: Knipowitschia caucasica
Lineage: Eukaryota; Metazoa; Chordata; Actinopteri; Gobiiformes; Gobiidae
Source: the annotation of a GenBank genome assembly